CCCGAAAGGGGAAUCCUCAAGCUGAAUCAAGCUAAUAAUACACACAUAUAAUUCUUGAGUUCUUAUUUUAUUUCUCGUGAUCCAUUCUUCUGGAUUGGAUCAUUCGGUGGAUUUAUUGUCCAUCAAAUUGGUGCUUUCAUUGAGAGCUCGAGGAUCAUACUCAGGAAAAACCUUCCAAGAAGACAAUGGUGCAGACCCGUAGCAACGCAAACUUAGGUGCCGGAGUCCCUCUCCAGGGCGAAAACAGUGCCACUGGAGGCCGGCACCCUCCUAUUAGCUUGACAGAGACAGAGGCCCUCAUCCAGAGGGUCGGGAUCACCGCGGAACAGUUCAACGAGGUGAUGGCGGCCCUAACCCCAAACCGCGAGGUUGUGGUGGAGGAUGCGACUGGGGUACCCGCCGGAGGGAAAGCCGGGCCUGCGGGCUCGGGGGGAAAAAAGAAGAAAAAGAUAAGGCGGUCCCAGAAGAAGAAGGUGACCAAGCCCAACGGGAAGGCGAGGAUGGAGGACGAGCUGUCCAGGUUGGAUGAGGAAGAUGAGUCGUCCUCCUUUGAACGAGCGUCAGCCUUCGAUCGGUUGGGAGAUCCCAAAUUGAAGAAGCCCCAAACCUCAGCGUUCGAUCGGCUACAAGAUACUCGGUCGGCCCGCAAGGGCAACCUGAGAGAGAAACUCAUGGAAAGGAGAGGAGAGUCCUCGGCAACAUCCAAGAUUGGCUCGGAAGAGCGACGAAAGGCAGUCGAGGACAAAGAAGCGAUUGAGUUGUGGAGGAUAGUGCGUUACACUGAAAAAGGAGAUGGACCAGCUGAUCGCAAGGCGCCAGAGGACCGCCUCCUGCCUCCUCGGCCGGAGCGACCCGCGUCGGGUAACCGAACGUGGAGGAGGCCGGCGGCUGCUGCCGCAGCGAUCACCGCUGGGGAAGGGCAAGAAGACGGAAGGCGACAUCUGGGGAGAGAUUGUGAAGACUUGGAUGAAGAAGAAAGACAGAAUCGCCGACAUUUGGGAUGUCAGUUCAUUAUGGGUGGAAACACCGGAGGGGAGUCGGUGUCCUCACGGAAGAAGUGGAAGAACAAGGUUCACCUGGCCGAGGUGCAAAGGCCUCCGCUGCCCAAGCGAAAGAAGAAGGAACCAUUGAUCUUUACGGAUGAAGAUUACCCGCCAGUCCUCAGCCCCCAUCGUGAUGCACUGGUAAUAAAGGUAGAGAUCAACAAUGUGGUCGUCCAUCGCACGCUGGUCGAUACUGGCAGUUCGGUCAACAUCAUGUACAGUAAUACUUUCAAAGAGCUGGGGUUAUCUCGGGGCGACCUUAAACCAAUCCGUACCCCGCUGUCAGGAUUCACGGGGGACACCAUUGAAGCAGAAGGAACCAUCACAGUGAAGGCUGGGGACGAAGCGCAGAAGCUGAUGGAGGAGAUCCAUGAGGGGAUAUGUUUGGCACACCAGGGAGCCUUUACGAUGUCAAGGAAGAUAACCUUGCAGGGGUACUUUUGGCCAACGAUCAUCAGAGAUUGCACGGAGUACGUGCGUAAGUGUACGGUGUGCCAAGAAUUCCAAAGGGUACCAGGGCGACUAGCAACGAAUUACACCCCGAUCUGCACGGCGAUCCCUUUUGCUCGGUGGGGCAUUGAUCUGGUCGGCAUCUUGCCCAGGGGAGCAGGAAAUAACAUGUACUUCGUGGUCGCGAUCGACUACUUUACCAAAUGGGUCGAGGCCGCCCCAGUACCGACCAUCACCGAAGAGGAGACGAGGAAAUUUGUGUCUAAACAAAUUUUGUGCCAUUUUGGGGUACCCCAGCAGAUCAUCACUGACAAUGGAACCCAGUUCGAGGCUAGGGGGUUCAAUGAGUUUCUGCAGAGUUGGGGCAUAAAGCAUAGCUAUGCUGCGGUCGGGUACCCACAAACCAAUGGGAAGGUCGAGAAUACUAACCGCACCAUUGUGGACGGCUUGAAAAAGAAGAUAAUGGAGUGCAAAAGUGUGUGGGUGGAAGAGUUACCUUACAUCUUGUGGACUUCUAGGACCACCCCGAGAAAGGCCACGGGAGAAACGCCGUUCGCGCUCACAUAUGGGUUCGAGGCAAGGGCUCCAGCCGAAACCUCAUUGCUAAGUCAUAGAGUAGAGACGUUUGAUGCACAGGAGAACGAAGAAAGCUUAAGGGCAGAGUUACAUCUCAUAGACGAGCGGAGAGAAAGGGCCUACAUCCAGGCAGAGAACUACCGCCGGCAAGUUAAGUCGUACCACAAUCAGAGGGUGCGACCAAGGCAGUUCAAAACGGGCGAUUGGGUCCUGAUGAAAAGGGAGGUCAGUCGGCCGACUGAUGGUGGGAAGUUUGCUAAAAGCAUUGAAGGGCCAUACAUCAUAAAGAAAGUGUUGGUCGAUGGAACCUUUAAGCUGCAAACACCAGCGGGAGGCGACGUCCUGCGGCAUUUUGGCACUUCCUGAUCCCAUCUCUUCUCGAAUUUCAUUGUUUAAAAAAAAGGAGCGACGGAAAGAGAUCGCUAAAAGAAACUAUAUGGUGAUUC
Messenger RNA from Cuscuta campestris, 2515 nucleotides. The record is from the annotation of a GenBank genome assembly. NCBI's taxonomy places the organism in Eukaryota, Viridiplantae, Streptophyta, Magnoliopsida, Solanales, Convolvulaceae.